Messenger RNA from Topomyia yanbarensis, 4143 nucleotides. RefSeq lists its product as uncharacterized. The record is from RefSeq and is a predicted model, not a curated record. The transcript is spliced from 2 exons. NCBI's taxonomy places the organism in Eukaryota, Metazoa, Arthropoda, Insecta, Diptera, Culicidae. The coding region runs from base 351 to 872 and encodes 173 amino acids.
UAACGCUGGCUAAAGCGGAGAAACUCAUCGUAAACAGAGAAUUAGCAGGAGCGAGAGCUAAACUGAUCUCUGGCGAUUCCAAUCGUGUAAGCGUUUUGAACAGAUUAGGAAGGCGUGACAGCUUCGAAGUUUCCCGAGAUCGCUCACGGGGAAGAAGUCGAGAGCCGGCUAGAAAGAGAAGCAGAAGCCGUUCUGAUUCAUUUGAUCGCAGGAACCGUUCUUCACCCAGGACAAAGACCUUGUUUUGCAACUUCUGUCGUAGAAAAGGUCACACGCGUCGUUUUUGUUAUGACUUGAAGAACAAGAGUAAGACGGUCAAGUUUGUCGAUUCUCCUGCAGAAAAGCCCAAGAUGACUGAGUAUCAGAAAAGUUUGAGACGUCGUUUAAACAGAUCUGUUUCGGAUGACGAGAUGGAUUGUAUGCUAAUCUCAUCGAUCAACAGAAUUAACGAACCAUGUUUUCGCAAUGUUUAUGUUGACGGUUUGAGGUUGAAAAUGGAAGUUGAUUGUGGCGCUGCAGUUUCCGUAAUCAGUUUGGAGAUGUACGAGGGAGAUUUCGAUCAUAUUCCGCUACAAAGAUGCGACAAGAAGUUAGCAGUGAUCAAUGGAAGCCGUUUGAAGGUUGAAGGACAGAUUGAGGUUAAGGUCGAGCUGAAUGGACGCACAAAGACUGUUGACCUAAUUGUUUUGCGAAACGGCAGCGGUUUCACUCCAUUACUGGGACGAGAUUGGUUGGAUGUGUUUGUUCCAGAUUGGAGGAAGGCUUUCGGAAACAAUAUUAAUCAACUGUCGGUUUCACCAGAUCAGAUCGUUGCAGAGAUACAAAGUUUCCGUUGGAGGUCGGGUGUACCUGGCGCACCGCAAUCAGCUUAAAUUAUUUGGCACUCGCAAGAAGGGCCGAGCUUUAAUUUUUGCGAGCAGCCCAACACGAAAAAGAAGGGGGGAGGAUGAUCAGCAAGAGGACAUUGACGACGAAGCUAGCGAUUUUUAUGGUUUCGCAGCAGAUUCAUUCAUUUAUAGAGGUUCACCUAACGAUCAACCAAUGGUUUGUGAUUCGGACGAUGGUGAUUCGGAGAGAAAUAGUUUACCGCCUGGCAACAGGGUAGUGGACCCCCAGGAAGGCACGUCUGCGCUACAGUGUACGAAUCCAUCAGCGAGUUUAAGCCGUGAACCUAUUUGUUUGCGUCGUUCGAAUAGGACGAAGCGUCGUCUAGAAGAUCCUGAUUUCGUUUACUUCAAUAAAAACGUGUUUAAUCCACCUAACAGUGUGAUGAGACAUUUCUUAUAACUCUUAUCACUCUUCGGAUAUUAUAUCGUUUGAGAGCAUUUAGAACUUGAUACUUCGCAAUGUUUUUGAUAACACAUACUACAUGGGAUAGUGGCAGGACUCAGAGAAUCGCUCAAAUCAGCAUAGGACAACAUCAGUGCUAGAAAUCUCAAACCAAAUCAGUGGGAAAGCGAAAAAAUGGCCCAUAAAAUAGACAUACCAACGAAUUAUUGUUGAUGCUCUGUUAAUAAAAUAUCUAUAUUGUGGUGGGAAAACUGAAUUUUCCUAAAGGGGUUAUAUAUUGUACUGAAACAAAAAAAACGAAUUUUUUUUUAAUCGAUUUGAAGUUUAUAUUUUACUCAAAUUUCCAACGCGACUGAGAACUAAGAAAUUAACGCUUUUUCUUGAAAAGGACGAUACUAGCAGUGAUACCAUUCAAAGAAAAUCAACAGUGAAUAGUUCCAGACUUGGUUUCAUUUCCUAUUUGAGAACUAUUGUAUUUUUUGCAUCCUAGAUUGCAUGAUUCAGUGAUCGAAACCCAAAACUUCAUAAAGUAUUUGAAAUUAUUAAAUUAAAAUUUGUUUUUGCUAUUGAAAUUGACAAAAUGAUAGUAUCGCCCCUUUGGCGAUUGUUUACUUUUUCGGUCCCAUCCAUCAGCAUUGAAGUAUCGCCCUUACGUUUUUUUUACAAUAACUACCGUUUUACACCACCGAUUUCGUCCGUGUUUUUUCAAUAGAGAUCAUUGUUACUAUUUACAGCUGGUAUCAGCUUGAUAAUCCUAAAAAAUACGAAAAUAACAGUUUCGCCUCUAAACUGCUAGCAAAAAAAGUAUCGCCCUGUUUGUUUGCAUGGAGCGUGGAGGGCGAAACUUUAAAUAAACAAACAAAAAUACAGUUUCGCCUGUUAUAUUUUUUGCUGUAGUUUAAGAAAGCAGUAUCGUAGAAUCCAAAUUUUUAGGUUAAUUUGUUGCGUUUCAAAGCCCUCAUUCGCAUGUACGAAAAAAAGCCCUAUGUUUACAUUUGUAAGUAUCGCCCUUUUCACAAAAAAAGCGUUGAAAUGAAAUCGCAACUCCUGAUAUCACGCUAUCUCUGAAGUACAUGCGUGCAUAGUUUCAAAUUUUACUUCGACAUCGACUUUUUCUAAAGGUGACUUCCCAGUAGUAUUCUUGAUUUGAAUUAUUAUCGCUAAUCCUAAUGCAAAAGAACAAAUAAAAACCUCACGAAAACGAACCGUUUGGGAAAAUCAUCAUCAUUACUGGAAUUUUCAUUUUCACGAAACUUUUCGAUAACCUUCCGUCACUUGCGUUAAUGCACUGGGUGCACAGUAGGGUGACAGGAAAAAAAUGACCCCUAUCGGCCCACCUCUGCGUCGAUUCCUAGUCCCACCAGGAGUACUUGUACCUAAUUUGAAGCAAAUCGGACAAGUCUAACUACCGGACCAACGGGCCUGAAGUUUGUAUGGGAAUUUUCAAUAUACAUGGAGAAAACCCACUAGCACGCAUUUUCGCCGCUAGGUGGCACUGUAUGCAUCGUAUUAUCACUGUAAGUGAAAAUAAGAAGGAUAAUUGAAUUGUCUACAACUUAGUCGAAGACUGCAAGUAAAUCCGACUUUGUUAAAAGAAGUUAUUAAACUUUUAACGAAGUGAUGUCUGAGUCAGUUUUGCAUGGGGCCUAAUAGUGCAUGGUUGUGUAUCAGUACUCGAUUCACACGAACUAAACAUUUUUGUGAAAUAAUCGUUAGGUUUAGCUCAAUGGUAUGUUUACAAGAAUUAUAGUAAAUAAUACGAGUCAUGCUUUGAUUAGAAAAUUUUAGUUCCACCUGUUACCGCAUAGAGGGCGCCAACACUAACUUUUCAACGGAGAGAGAUAGAAAUUUGGUGUCUUCUACAAAGUUAUAGAACAGGCAUUUUUCAGUAUUUCUUCUGAACAUCUUGAUACUCUAUCUAUCUUUUAUGCAAAGUUAGUAGUGGCGCCCUCUAUGCGGUCACAGGUGGAACUAAAAUUUUCUAACCAAAACAUAACUCGUAUUAUUUACUAUAAUUCUUGUAAACAUACUAUUCGGCUAAAUCUAACCAUUAUUUCACAAAAAUAUAUAGUUCGCGGGACUCGAGUACUGAUACACAACCAUGCACUGCUAGGCCCCAUGCAAAACUGACUCAGACAUCACUUCGUUAAAAGUUUAAUAACUUCUUUUAACAUAGCCGGAUUUACUAGCAGCCUUCGACUAAGUUGUAGAUAAUUAAAAUAUCUUUCUUAUUUUCACUUACAGUGAUAAUACGAUGUAUACAGUGCCCCCUAGUGGCGAAAAUACGAGCUAGUGAGUUUUCUUCAUGUAAAUUGUUGAAAAAUCCAAUAUAAACUUCAGGCACGUUGGUCCGGUAGUUAGACUUGUCCGAUUUGCUUCAAAUUUGGUACAAGUACUCCUGGUGGGACUAGGAAUCGACUCAGGGGUGGGCCGAUUGAGUUUUCAAAAAUUCAUCAUUUUUCUGGGCAGUCUAGUGCACAGUGCUCUAAAAAUCUAGCGAAAUCGUCUUAGGGCACCAGCGGGUCUGUAAAGAAUACUAAAAAUUAAUUUCUAUUCCAAAAUUUUCAGUUCAGCAAUUCGAGAGAUCGUGCUCACCGCAAGCCAUGAAAAAUAGACUAAGUUGUGAAGCGAUGGUCACUAUUUAUUAAAAAAUCACGGUUGAAUAAAAAAUAAAACUAUUAAAAAAUUUCAAAUAGUUUAUAAUUUUCACAAACUUAUUAGGAAAAAUUGUUUAAUAAGCUUUCGUAAUAUUGUGUAGGAAAAAAGCUGAAAAUUUGAAAAUAAAUCUGAGGAUUAUGAUUGAUUACAGAACUCUGGAAUUUUCUAUUGGAAUGUUUUCAGGCAGGAAUUUGA